AUGGCUAUGUUUCCCCUUCUUCUGUUGCUUCUCCUCAGCAGCGUUCAAGAGGUGACAGCGUCGGCUCUGUUGGGUCGGCAAUGGCCGUCAUCCGAUGGCGGAACAGCAAUGGAAUUCAACAAGCCGGGGGGAUCUAGCAUCUUUACCACUUACUCGGUCAUCUACCGCGACGGGGAUGCCUCCCGCAGGCGGACCGCCGAGAGCGGCUACGACAUUCGUGUUGACGUCGUGAACAGCGCCUGGGCAUUCUGCCGCUCGAACGACCCCAGCCUGUGCGAUAUGGGCGGCGCCUGUUUUGAUAAAUUCUCCUGUUCCACAGGGCUGCCCGAGAAUGAGCACGAACCAACACGCUACAGCGCCGGAUCCAAAGCCCGCUACUGCUCGACCGACCUCCUGACCCUUUCCCGUGACUCCCCUCGCGCAGUCACUUACCUAGCCUACGGCGACAGACCGGACAGAACGCAAGAAUACAAGGUCUUCACCACCAAUGCAAAACCCUCAGCCUCGUCCAGCUCAGCACCCAAACCGCUGCCCACCCCACCACAGACCUCCCAAAUCGCUACCGCGGGCACUUCCCCCUCCCAAGCCGCUGCCCAAACCGCAGCCUCCACAGAAUCGGCAAACAACGACGACAACAACGACAACAGCGACACCAACGACACCAACAACUCUAGCAACGCCGGCAACACCAGCAACACCAAUGAUACCGACGACACCAACGACACCAAUAAUACUGACAACACCAACAACACUGACAGUAACACUAACACGAGCAACAGCACCAAUACCGCUAUGACAGUCGGGGCCGCAGUCGGCUGCGUCGCGCUCAUUUGCAUAUUCGUCGUGGUCGUUUUCCUCAUCCGGCGCACUCGCGCCACAUCUGCUGCAACAGCCGCAACAACACCAACAACAAUGGGAGAAGCAACAACAGAUGGCGCUGCUGUCGCGUCAGCGCAAGGGCUUUACAAGCCCCCGCUGGGGGAGCUCGAUGGAGAGCGUGGGGUGUACGAAAUCGGCCAGGGAUGCCCCGUUACGCCACCGGUUGAAUUGCCGGGAACGAGGUGGGAGAGUACGGAAGUCCCUACCAAAAGUCUUUGCUGA
Messenger RNA from Chaetomium globosum CBS 148.51, 1101 nucleotides. RefSeq lists its product as uncharacterized. Bases 1 to 1101 code for a protein of 366 amino acids. The record is from RefSeq and is a predicted model, not a curated record. The transcript has 2 exons. Lineage: Eukaryota; Fungi; Ascomycota; Sordariomycetes; Sordariales; Chaetomiaceae.